AUGAGACUCAAAGGUAAGUUUUGCAAGAGUGCGGUGAGACCGGCUAUUGUUAGGUCGUAUAGUUCGGUGUGUUGGGCUGUUGAUAGAAAAACAAUACAGAGAAUGGGCGUAGUACAGACGAAAAUACUUUGGGGGAUGAUGAGCGAAGUGACGAUAAAAGAUUGGAUGAGAAUUGAAGUAGCUAAGGUGUGGCUUCGGUAG
Messenger RNA from Cinara cedri, 201 nucleotides. The record is from the annotation of a GenBank genome assembly. Lineage: Eukaryota; Metazoa; Arthropoda; Insecta; Hemiptera; Aphididae.